UAGAGUCAUGUCAACGAACACGGAAUCCCAGACACACAGCUUACCCAGCAGGGAACGAUGUCCACAGGCCAGUGGGCUGGAGAGUGUGGCACCUUUGUUGCAUUCAGGGGAGGAGACCCCUGACCCCAUCCCUACCACCACCAGGGGGACUAUUCCAGCCUGGAUUAAUGGCAGCUUUUUGAGAAACGGUCCAGGGAAAUUUGAGUUUGGAGAAGACAGAUACAAUCACUGGUUUGAUGGCAUGGCCUUGAUGCACCGGUUUCACAUCUGUGAGGGCAGCGUAACUUACAGCAGCCGGUUCCUACGCAGUGAUUCAUACAACCUCAACUCAGAGAGGAACCGCAUUGUGGUCUCAGAGUUUGGGACUGUCGCCAUGCCUGACCCUUGCAAAAAUUUCUUUGCACGUUUCCUUUCCCGUUUUCAGAUUCCACAGCCCACAGAUAAUGCAAAUGUGAACUUUGUCAAGUACAAGGGAGACUACUAUGUCAGCACAGAAACCAACUUUAUGAGGCGAGUGGAUCCGCAAACUUUGGAGACAAAAGAGAAGGUGGACUGGAGUCAGUACGUUGCUGUAAACUCAGCCACAGCACACCCACACUACGACCGUGAAGGAGCAACAUACAACAUGGGCAAUUCGUACGGCAGAGAUGGUUUUUUCUACACCAUCAUCCGCAUCCCUCCUGCUGAGGAAGCGGCAGCAAAGGAGGACUCGGCAGACCUCAGCGGGGCCGAGGUGAUCUGCUCCAUCCCUGCAGCUGAAUCCAGAAAACCUUCUUAUUAUCACAGCUUUGUCAUGUCUGAGAACUACAUUGUGUUUGUGGAGCAGCCGAUAAAGCUGAAUGUGCUCAAGUUCAUGCUCUACAAGAUCAUGGGAGAAAGUUUUCAAAAGAUCCUGAGCUGGGAGCCACAGUACGGCACCGUUUUCCACCUGGUCGACAGGCACACAGGCCAGGAGAGCAAAGUGAAAUACCGAACGGCACCGAUGUUCACGCUGCAUCAGAUCAACGCCUACGAGGACAAUGGCUUCCUGGUGAUGGACAUGUGCUGCGGGGAUGAUGGCGAUGUCAUUGGAGAAUUCACUCUGGAGAAUCUUCGGCGGGAAUCGGGAGACGAUUUAGACAAGUUUUACAAUUCCUUGUGCAGAAACCUCCCGAGGAGAUAUGUGCUUCCUCUGAAUGUGGACGAACAAGCUCCUCUGGACCAAAACCUUGUCAUGCUGCAAAACUGUAAAGCCACAGCAAAGAGGACAAAUUCUGGGGAGGUUUACAUGACCCACGAGGAGCUUCACAAUGAUGAGCUGCUGCAGUACGGUGGCCUGGAGUUCCCUCAGAUCAAUUACGACAAGUACAACGGCAGACCUUACCGCUACUUCUACGCAUGUGGCUUUGGGCACGUCUUUGCUGACUCGCUGCUCAAGAUGGACGUCCACACCAAGGAGCUUAAGGUGUGGCGCUAUCCGGGCUUGUUCCCGUCUGAGCCUGUCUUCGUUGCCUCGCCCGACGCUGCGGAGGAAGAUGAUGGAGUGGUCCUGUCAGUCAUUAUCACUCCUAGAAAGGUAAUUUAACAAAAAACACCACUG
Molecule: messenger RNA, 1579 nt
Organism: Poecilia latipinna (sailfin molly)
Lineage: Eukaryota; Metazoa; Chordata; Actinopteri; Cyprinodontiformes; Poeciliidae
Gene: bco2l
Product: beta-carotene 15, 15-dioxygenase 2, like
Exons: 11
Coding region: 8-1564 (518 amino acids)
Biological process (GO): retinal metabolic process; carotene catabolic process
Cellular component (GO): mitochondrion
Molecular function (GO): beta-carotene 15,15'-dioxygenase activity; carotenoid dioxygenase activity
Source: RefSeq, a predicted model, not a curated record